Messenger RNA from Oryzias latipes (Japanese medaka), 4186 nucleotides. Its product is annotated as homeobox protein aristaless-like 4. The record is from RefSeq and is a predicted model, not a curated record. Gene Ontology annotation, molecular function: RNA polymerase II transcription regulatory region sequence-specific DNA binding; DNA-binding transcription activator activity, RNA polymerase II-specific. Lineage: Eukaryota; Metazoa; Chordata; Actinopteri; Beloniformes; Adrianichthyidae. Gene Ontology annotation, biological process: regulation of transcription by RNA polymerase II.
GGCAGCAUAAUAAUGCAGGCUGAAGCUCAGUGUGGGCCCUCAGACGGUUGGAGCGCUGCUUGCGCGUGUGUCAGAAAAACUUUAGGUUGGCCCGGCGGCAUCGGCCUGAACGAGGCAUCUUUCUUUCUUUACUCCGACAAACCUUCAGGGGCCUUUUAGCAUUUGUUCAGUCUGAGGUUUCUGGAAAACAUCAGAUUCAUUUUUUUAACAAGUCCCAGAUGCGGUAGCGUGAGAGUGUGUGUGCCUGAGCGCGGCGGUGUCAGCGCGCGAGAAUUUGGGGAGAAUAUCUGCAGCCUGAAGUAGGGGAGGGAAAGAAGAAACGCGUGGAUUUUUUUUCUCCAUAACUUCUUAGGUAUGAACGCAGAUACGUGCGUCUCAUACUGCGAUAUGACAUCGAUGGAUUCUUAUUACAGUGCAUCUACUGCGCAAGGUAGAGAUCACCAGACAAACCCUUUCAGGACUUUCCCAACCACUGAAACCAAAUACAGCCCCACUUUCCUUCCUGGUAAAGGGCAGGCUUACGGGGAGAAGCCGAGGAGUCCUUUCCAGCCGGAGUGCCACUCACUGGAUGGCGCUGAAGAGAGCAGCUUUAACAAAUAUCAGCUCUUCAUGCAGCGGCCGACCUGCAAAACUCCCCCUGAAGGCGGCAAGCUGCACCUGGACAGCGCGCACAACGGAACGCUCAUUCCCUGCUACGGUAAAGACAACAGCCUGACUGAGUCUGAGUUGCCUCCCAGUGUUGAUCCUCCUGGGAUGGAGGGGAGUUAUCUGAAUCUAAAGGAACCAGGCCUGAAGGGGUCAUCUGAGCGUCCGGGGUCAGAACUCUCCAGCCCUCUGGACAAAAGUGAGGCUGAAAGCAACAAAGGCAAGAAGAGGCGCAACCGAACCACCUUCACCAGCUACCAGCUGGAGGAGCUGGAGAAGGUUUUCCAGAAGACGCACUAUCCAGAUGUUUAUGCUAGAGAGCAGCUGGCUUUGAGGACGGACCUGACAGAAGCUCGUGUUCAGGUGUGGUUUCAGAACCGCAGAGCCAAGUGGAGGAAGAGAGAGCGCUUCGGCCAGAUGCAGCAAGUCCGCACGCAUUUUUCAACUGCUUAUGAAUUGCCUCUUCUUACCCGGCCUGAGAACUAUGCACAGAUCCAGAAUUCGUCCUGGAUAGGGAGCAGCAGUGGAGCAUCUCCAGUGCCAGGCUGUGUGGUACCUUGUGAUACUGUUUCCUCCUGCAUGCCACCUCACCCUCAUGGUCCUGGGGGUGUCUCUGACUUCCUGGGUGUUCCCAGUCCAGGAAGCAGCCACAUGGGACAGACACACAUGGGGAGCCUGUUCGGGGGGGCGGGAAUUAGUGGGGGCAUCAACGGCUACGAUCUCAACGUGGAUCCGGACCGCAAGUCCUCCAGCAUAGCUGCACUUCGUAUGAAGGCCAAGGAACACAGCGCAGCCAUCUCCUGGGCUACAUGAUGUUCCAACACAGUUCCACCCUGCCCCCCAACACGGCUCCAUCUGUGAGCGCUGAGGGGGCAGAGAGGGGUUUUCUGGGAGCACGAAUGAUAACGCAGGUCAAAUGAACAGGGAGACAUGGAGAUAAGAGAGGCCAAGAUAACUAUGAGAAUCAGCAGAUGCUAAAAUUGAGUGAAAUAUUGAUGAGUGUGUUACUCUACAGCUCACCCUUGAAAUCUUCAUAUCUCGUUUCUCACUAAUACAAAUGGGGUCUGAGGUCAAACACACAAAAACAAAUUGUGUAUCGUUAAUUUAUAAUAUUGAAUCUUGUCCAAAGAAACAUUUUUAUGAAGUAUCAGGAAUUGAAAGAUUGAUCAUUUUCUUUUUUUUUCAUAUUUUCAUCCCACCAUUCUUAUACUGUCCAUGCGCCGGCCACUUUAGACUUUUCUCAUGCAGACAAAUCCGUCUAAUUUUAUUUCUAAACAAUGUUUGCAUUUUGCAAGCUGUCUUGAAACAAGCCCCUUUCCCUUUGGGUGUUACCAAAUGCUUACCGAGGAUAACAGUUUAUUUUCUCUCAACUUCAAUUUCGAACUUAUAGUUACCACAGAAAACAAUCAUCUUGUUCGAGCCUGAUAUCCUACAGUAAUUUAUGUCCAUGCAAAUAAGCAAAGAAAUGUAAAACAAGGAAAGCCUAACCUUGUGGGAACAGAUGUGUGAGAGUGAACCAAGUUGUCACCUCCCCUCCUAAGGCUCCCCCCGCAGGUUUCCCAGCUUGGCUGAGGCUUCAGGUUACAGGAAACGGUGUCUCCAUACUUGCAGACGUGGGGUACCAAUGCACAGCAGCAAGCUUCAACACCAAUGUGACCCUGCGGCGUAUUAGCAUCACCCUAAAACACCACACACUUGCAAAAAUAAUCAGUUUGUAAUUUGUUAAGCAGAGAUGAAUGUGGGGAUUUGCUUCUUACACACAUAACUGACUGCAGAGCACGGAGUGGCUCCAGUGAGCAGCUUUCUGUCAUUUUUGGGUUCUAUUUUGACACUAAAGAACACUGCAAACACAUUUUGAGCUGUGAAUGAAGUCACAUCCAUUUGUGUUGCCAUUUUCACUCAGUCUUGUCACAAAAAUUGGGCUCUGGAACCGUUUUGGGGACAGUCUUUAGUAGUAGUUUGGAAGAUCUGGUGAUCUUUGGGUAAAUGUUAACCAAAAACAACCCCAACCUAAAGUCUUCAAAGUACAAGUGAGUAAAUCCAGUAAUAUUGUUUUUUCUGCAAAAAAAAAGUAACAAAAAAAAUGUAUUGAAGAUGGGGGAUUUUUUUUCCCAAAAGACUCACUCUAAUCAUCUUUUGAUCUACUGUAAAAGCAUUCCCAGCGGUCUUUUGAUCACGAUUAUGCCAUUUUUAGGCAAACCCUGAUCAUUUUUAGGCAGUAUUCCCCUCCCAUUUUCCAUAAUCCAUCUGUUUACAAACCCACUUGCUAGUUUAGAACCCCUUACACCCCCAAUCUGACAUUACCGGUUUAACAAAAAUGGCGGGCAAUAUCAAAGCUUUCCAGCCUUACUAUUUUGAGCCAGAUUCCAGCUCAGAGGAAUAAAAUGAAGACGUAUCUGGAUUCAGUCGUCUACAUGCAGAUGCCUCAGAAUGGAGCAGAGCAUAGAGUUUGUGGCUUUCCAUGGUAGCUUCUACACAACACCUACAUGCUUUUUCAAAUGUUAUUUUUUCGUCUGCUCCUGAUUCACAACAAUUUGAGUAAAGAAAUCCUCAAAAUUGCAAUUUUAAGCAUCAUUUUCUUUAUAUAUGUCCUACUUCAUGACAAAAAUGUCACAAAAACAUGUUAAAAACAUUAGAGAAAACUAUUUUUGUUGGAGUGGGUUUUCAAAGUUGAUCCAUAACCAUCAACUGUUUAUGAACACGAUCCUUUCCCCAACACGGAAAGUCCCCAAAGUUCAUGUAAUCAGUGAAAAAUAUGGUGAUGAUAUGAUAGCUCAGACACUCAGGAGUGCUUUAUACACAGGGUUUGGACUCUGUCAUAAUAAUGUCAGCAAACAAAAAAGACAAAUGACUAAAGAUAUAAAAGCUCACUACUUACAUAUUAAAAAAACAUGCAGGCAGAAUAUGGUAAGAAUGAAGUCAAUUCCUAAGAAUUGAAUGUGUAAGAAAAGUGUUUUGGGUCCGUCCUCUGAGAUCCACAGAUCUGCAGCUCUUUUAAUGUUUGUACUACUGAAAUAAAGCAACUGAAGCGCCUGUUUUUAAUAUUUUUGUGUAUCACACGAAUGUGAACAAUAUAAAUGAUAUUGUUCGAUUGCUUGUACAUUUGUUCUGCUUUUAUUUUGUUGUAAUAAAAUACUUCCAGAGGUAAAUAAUGAAGUAUUGCAGUAAUAAUGCCAAGAAAUGCAAAUCUCUGUUUGAAAAAGUUGAGCUGGAGUUUUACCAGGAAAAUACCUAUUUUGUUUCAUGGUUAUCGCUUUAAGCAGCUUUUUUUUAAUAUUAAUCAACUAUUUCUACAUUUAAAUGUGCAAGAUGAUGCAAUAAGUUAUUGCACUUACAGUGGUUUUUUUUUAUAAUUCCUGGGACAGUUUUUCUUCUCUCAUGAGGUUUGGUUCCCAACACCAGCAGUCAAAAAUUGACUAUUCGUCCAUCCAUGAGCAUCAUUGAGGUCUUCUCAGGUGCCUGACUUUCUGUGCGCAGAACUGAUGUCUUCAUUUGUCAAUGUAUGUUUUGGAAAUGGAAAAUAAAAUAAACUGAACUCCAA